CUAAAAUCGAAUAAAUAAGCCUUUGAAACCUUUAAUUUGUCAAAAUUUCGGGGGAUUCGCUCCGAGGAUUACUUUCGAGGCAUUUUAAAGCGACGUUUCACCACGCCCACUUUGUUCUAGUCUGAAAAAUUUUUCCUCUCGUCGAGGACAUCGGCUGCCCGUCGGGGACUGACCUGGGACACCCCGUUGGGCAAAUCCUGGCGCCACCCAUUGACGUAUAUCCCUUCCCCAUGAUCCGCGCCCACGUUUGCGUGAGUGUUCACCAUCUCAGUACAAACAUGGUUGGGACUGAGGUGCGAAAAUUGUAUAAUAAUAUAGAUCUCUGGGUGCCCGGGUGUACCUUAAAACUAUCACCAAUAAUUCAUAUCAAUAAUAUAUUACAAAACUUAUUUUUCCUAAUACAAUUUAAGGUUGUGCGAUCGCACCUUCUCCAUCCCCUCCCCCCACUGCAUCCGCCCCAAUGCUGUACUUACUACGUUGUUACAGACUGUAUAGUCACAGAUUUAGGCAAUGUCUUAUCUUUCGCUUUCGACAUUCAAAUCACUAUUUAUUCAAGAUAGAAACAGCGUUGUGCACUUGCGUGACCUAAAGCCGUUUGCCAGUUUGCAGUAGUAGUCUUUGAUUUGUACGUCUAACGCGAUUGGACGAUUCGUUUACAAUGAACCCCCUUGUUAUAAAAACAACUCACGUUGCCGACAAAAAUCACCUCAUUGUUUACAAGUAACAUCGGAGCACCAUCGGCAGAUAGAACCAUGGAAACAGAGAAAUCACUCAAAUCAGCAACUGAGCAUCCUGACAUCGAGUUCCAGGCUGGAUCAGGUAUCCAUGUCUAUGAAGGCGUUCCCUAUCCGUGGUUUGUUCACGCCGUCACAUUGGACGCUUUGAAAACAUUCGAGGUUAGAAAUGAUGACGUGUACGUUAUUUCCUUUCCAAAAUCAGGAACAACUUGGUUGCAAGAGAUUAUAUCAAUGAUUUACUAUAAUGGUGACGUAGAAAAGAUAACAUCAAUUCACGUAGAGGAAAGAGUGCCACACCUUGAGAUGAGUACGGCUAAACCUGGAAACAUCUUGUACAAGAAAAUUGCUAACAUGCCACGUGAUAAACCAAGACUUAUCAAAACUCACAUGGCAUUUGAUACAAUGCCAGCUAACUUCCACAAAAAGAACGCAAAGGCAAUCUACGUUGCAAGAAACUAUAAAGACAUCUGUGUUUCGGCGUUCCAUUUCUUAAGGAUGUUUACAGCUUACACGGACGACCAAAGAAUGAGUAGUUGGGAAGACUUUCUGCUCAAAAUGAUGAUUCCAAUGCAAUCUCCGUAUGGAUCUUGGGUACAUCACGUGACCAGCUGGUGGGAGAAUCGUCAUGAUAAAAAGGUUCUUUUCUUGAAGUACGAGGAUAUGAAGCGAGAUCUUCGCGGAGCCGUAAUAAAGAUUUGCGACCAUCUAGGAAAGAAGUUGUCUGAAGAAGCCCUCCAGAAGACCGUUGACCAGUGCACAUUCAAGAAAAUGAGCAAGAAUCCAAUGGCAAAUUUUACAGGUCUCAAGGACUUUGACCUAAAUGUAUCCAAAUUUAUGAGGAAAGGUGGCGUUGGCGAUUGGAUGAAUCAUUUCACGGUUGCGCAGAACAAACUAAUGGAUUCUGUAUUGAGAGAUGGACUGAAAGGAACUGGACUGGAGUUCGAGUACGAACCGACGGAAGUCGAGCAAAAGUGAAUUGUGUAAAUACGGGUCUUUAAAAACACAUGUCAGCAUUUUUAAAGACAACGACAAAGAAGUAAAGGAAAAGAAAACAACAAACAAAAACUCAAAAUACAAUAAGCCUGAGUUAUGAAAAGUCUGUUGUUUAAACCAAAAUGAAAAAAAAAAUACUAUUCAGAAAAGUUCUAAAAAUAACUGGCAGUCUGAGACUCACCCUAGUUAUGACGUCAAAGGUCGAUAACAUAGUCACACAUACAUAUUUGAUUUUUAAAUACCUAUGUGUAUUAAUGUUUAAUGAGAAAAACUUGUAAUAACCGUAACUUGUAAUAAUUAAUCUUCAAUUUAAAGGCACCAAUUAAUAGAGACUAGUAGGCAAUACAUAUCAAGUUCCAGGACAUUAAUAUAUCAUAUGUAUACCUAAACUUAUACAAAAAUAGCACGCAAUUAAAAGGCAUGAUGAUCAUGAGACUUAUAUUAGUAUAAUUAAUUAUUUAGUAUUUGGUUAUGUAGCUUAUAUUGAUAUGGAUAUUGAUAUGAAUUGAAUAAAUUUAUAAUUUCUGUUGUCGAUGAA
Anneissia japonica is the source of this 2268-nucleotide messenger RNA. RefSeq names its product sulfotransferase 1E1-like. NCBI's taxonomy places the organism in Eukaryota, Metazoa, Echinodermata, Crinoidea, Comatulida, Comatulidae. Gene Ontology annotation, biological process: sulfation. The record is from RefSeq and is a predicted model, not a curated record. Gene Ontology annotation, cellular component: cytoplasm. Bases 753 to 1712 code for a protein of 319 amino acids. The transcript is spliced from 7 exons. Gene Ontology annotation, molecular function: sulfotransferase activity.